CAUCGCCAGUAUUCUGUUGCGUCUCCGCUAAGAAAGGUGUGCGCUCAGUUGUACUCCGGAUGCUCGCGUACACUACCCCGAACGCUCAUUGACGCCUCAUUGUCCGCUGCGGGUCGGCCAGGCUCGAACGCCGAAACUCUUUCGCGAUCGGAGUUUGCAAGAUGUUCGGGGAUUCGCCACUUUUCGCGCAGACUGAAAAGAAAUGGGUGGCAUCUCUCCGACUGAGAACCAAAUAACACUGAGAAUUCAUCGCUGGAAAACGAAGUGAGGAGAAAAAUAGCCGCGGGCAAUCCCUCGUGCGCUGGAAGAGACCAAUGAACGCUUCGUAAAAGUUCCAGUUUUCCUUUGCGAUCGUAGUCCGCUCUUUGACCAUAUGGAAACAUUGCCUCUUUGGACUCGCAUGUGUUUUGAAUUUGUUUCCACACCUCGUAAUGAAAUACUUUCUUUCGUUUUUGAUAUUUGCAAACUUAGGUAGUGCGUUUCCUUACAGUGUUAGCAACGGUGGAGAGUUUGUAAUUUGCUUUAGUCCUGGAAAAAAGGGACACUUGUUUCACGUGCUAUUAGAAAAUAGUAGCUGAAUAACUCCUUCCUCUGCAUUGAAAAAACAAAGGUUUCAUCUGUCUUUGGGCAAAGAUUUUCUAAAAAAAAAAAAAAAAAUAGAUAACAAAGAAGUAAGCAAGAAAACGCGAUAUAAAAAACAAAUAGAAAAGAAUUUGGCAAAGUGAGGAUGGGUACCCAAGUAAGCAAGCAUUAGAAUAAGUCAAUGACGGCAAAGUUUCAUUAAUGCCCAAAUGAGCAGUUUCUUACUAUAUAAUAUAUACGACCGAAAUUCUCGAGGCAAAUAAACAUUUACUUUGACUUGCGCAAAUGAUGUUUUUCUCUCAACAUCGCAUGAAAAACUAAUGAAGACUGACUCAUGUGCAGUGUGAAAGAAUUAGAAGCCGAGAGCGCGAGUGACAUUCAAAACAGGCGGCUUCAUCAAUGACUUUGACCUUUGGGGAGACACCAAAUCCUCUGCUUCAAAAAGAUCUGCUUUUGGUAUGGAACGGGAGAGGCGACUUCGCUUCCAAAGAGAGAAAUGAGACUAAGAUGUUGAAGUGACGCGACUUUGGUUCCAGGAAGACUGCAAUUGAUACUCUUCGAAUUCCGUUCGUAUCUGUUCAUUUACACUCGAAUUUUCGUCAGUUCAGUCAAAAGACUGAAUGUUAGUAAGCUUGACAUUUCUAUUUAGCUGACACCAGAAAAACCUACCACUCACUAUUUUUCAGAUUAUCUUGUCUAAAACGUUAACAAGACACACUCCAUUUCAUUUUCGACUUACACUUACUAUUUGAGAUAUACUAGAAUGUACUCGAUAAAACCUUGCUAGAUGAAUCACGUCCUUUCUACGCAGUUAACUCAAUUUCUGUACUUGAAGCUUGAACUGAUAAACAUUAUGAAUGAACAAAUCACAGAGCAGUUUUCAUAGAAACAAAAAAUGGUGUCAGAGAGACGGACUGAAUGUUCCUUGGCACCGACACAGCAGUGAUCCCUGACGCCGUCCUGAAUCCAAAAGCGAAAGGCACCGCAGACAACCACAAUGAAGAAGAAAGAAACGGAAAAGGUAGAAGCACAAGAAAAGUGGGACCAAGGCUUCACAAUCAUCUACGGAAUGUGUGUGAAUAGUGCGUGACCGACGAAAUUGCAAUCUGUUUUUUUUUUUUUUAAAUCGAAGACGUCAUCGUUUGGCUGGAUCACUCUCUGAUGUAACACCUGUAAACGAAAAGUCCGCCUGGGAUGAUGCUUAUAACCCUCAUUGUUCUAGUCGCCUAUGGCCUGUCAGGUUACAAUGGGUACUGCUUGAGUAUUGGAAGUUUGAAAAAUGAGGACGGGUCAGGUCACUCGCAAAGCCAUAGCUUAAGUCUGGGCAAAUUUCACCAGCCAUCAUUUCGCAGCUUCCAAGAAUCUGGUCGAGAGGGAGGAAGACGAGGUGGAGGAGGAAGCAGAAGAGGGUCGGAAAGGGGAGGAGGAGGCCGAAAGCACCUCCACCUCUAUGGGGUGGAGGUGCCUGUUUACAAAUUCCGGGGUGAGGACGCCCAGCUGGAAUGCAAGUAUGAUCCAGGAGAGGAACCUCUCUACUCUGUCAAGUGGUACAAAGACGACAACGAGUUCUACACGUACCUCUUCAGGAAAGCGAGCCCAAAGAAGACAUAUCCAAUUCCUGGGGUCAUUGUAGACGUUCAACGUUCGAACGAGCGCCGAGUUCUCCUGAAGGAGCUGACCUUCAACUCUACGGGGAUAUACAAAUGCGAGGUGUCAGCGGACUCUCCUCACUUUCGGACUUACGAUAACCAGAGUAUUAUGGUGGUCGUUGAGUUGCCGGAGCGAGGACCCACCAUCAGUGGGGGAAGGAGCCAUUACCGGGUGGGCGAGACGGCCUCCCUCAACUGCACCUCCUCCAGGAGCAAGCCUGCCGCAACCCUCACCUGGCUCAUCAACGAAAAUCCCGUAAAAUCAUCACAACUAGUGAACUAUUAUCCGUGGGUUCACGAAGACGGUUUGGAGAGCAGAAGGCUAGGACUCUCGUUUACGAUCGACAAGUCUCACUUUCUGAAGGGCCAGCUGACACUGAAGUGUCAGGCGACGGUAGCGGCCAUUUACAGCGCUGUGGAGGAGGAGGACGCGACGGUGUCGGAUGGCGAACCUUACAUACUCGAGAAGAGAGAGCAGAGGUUCUAUGUUCUCAGUGGAUCAUCUCAGAUCAGCAAACCGGAAUUCAAUCUUCCCCUUCUGCUCCUGGUGUCACUACACCAGGCCAUCACAUGAUGCUAAUCAUCAUAGCCGGCCUGGAUGGCUUUUUAUUCGAGAAUAUAUUAGAAUCAGUGAAAAAAAAAAAGUAAUGUGGCUUCAACGUGGCUUAGUUGUUUAUGUAACAGGCUUUGCAUUCUUCGUUUAGUGUCCAUGUGAAUUCUGAAGAUACAACGUCGCAAAUCUUUAUGUAAAUAGCCUAUUCUUCGAUGUUGUCGCUAUAUCGUUCCUGAGAGGUAUUAGGUUAUCUGAUAUUAUUGUCCAUGACAAUGUUCAUUAUUUGCGAUGCCAAUCGCCUCUAUGAGAGGACUGCAGUCGUUUGAUCGUAACAACAAAAAUA
This is a messenger RNA of Macrobrachium nipponense, 3127 nucleotides long. RefSeq lists its product as uncharacterized. The record is from RefSeq and is a predicted model, not a curated record. Lineage: Eukaryota; Metazoa; Arthropoda; Malacostraca; Decapoda; Palaemonidae. The coding region runs from base 1777 to 2805 and encodes 342 amino acids. The transcript has 9 exons.